AUGGCUCGUAUGAAGCAAACCGCUCGUAAGCCUACAGGUGGAAAGGCACCAAGGAAGCAACUUGCAACCAAGGUUGCACGUAAGUCUGCACCAACUACUGGUGGUGUCAAGAAGCCACAUCAUUAUCGCCCUGGAACUGUUGCUCUUCGUGAGAUUAGGAAAUAUCAGAAGAGUACUGAGCUUUUGAUCAGGAAGCUCCCUUUCCAGAGGUUGGUUCGUGAAAUUUCUCAGGACUUCAAGACUGACCUUCGUUUCCAGAGCCAUGCCGUUCUUGCAUUGCAAGAAGCUGCUGAGGCCUACCUUGUUGGACUCUUUGAGGACACCAACUUGUGUGCUAUUCAUGCUAAGAGAGUUACCAUAAUGCCCAAGGAUAUUCAGCUUGCUCGUAGAAUCAGAGGAGGAGAACGCUACAGAAGGAGGAUAACCACCACCAUAACUGUGAACCUCACCUUCACGAACACAAAAACAAGGCCUCCAUCUUUCCAAAUAACACUUGAAUACCUCCUACACAACAACAACAACACAUAG
Messenger RNA from Lathyrus oleraceus (garden pea), 528 nucleotides. RefSeq names its product histone H3.3-like. Gene Ontology annotation, cellular component: nucleosome. Bases 1 to 528 code for a protein of 175 amino acids. NCBI's taxonomy places the organism in Eukaryota, Viridiplantae, Streptophyta, Magnoliopsida, Fabales, Fabaceae. The transcript has a single exon. Gene Ontology annotation, molecular function: protein heterodimerization activity; DNA binding; structural constituent of chromatin. The record is from RefSeq and is a predicted model, not a curated record.